AUGAAGUUCAACGCUUUGUCUGGCUUGGCGUGUCUCCUCCUCGCCGGCCAGUGCCACGGUCUCGUUUCCGAGAACUUCGAUACCUGCCCAGUUGACGAAUCUGCGACCUGCCAAUGCCCGCCCAUCAGCAGAUGCCGACCCGCAAACUACUUGCCGGAGCGAUUCUUCCCCCGGACGGACGACACAUGUCCGAAUGGUUCGCCUCCUUGCUGUGUCGAGAGAGGACCUGGACCUUUGAAAAUGUCAUCCUCUACGAGCCAAACCAACCUUCAGUGCGGCCAAGGUUUCAGCGAUAGUGAUCCGCAAGACGUUCCAAAUGGAGUUACCUACUCCGUCGAAGACUGCCCCACGAGCGGAAAAUGCCUCCACAUCGUCCUCAGCCCGACCAGUACUGUUACCGUCACAGACAUCCACCUGCAGGUCGACGACGAUCCCAUCACCGUCAACACUGGGCUUGGGAACUGGGCUUUCAAUAGUUAUUGCACUGAGAGCCCCAGUGAGUGCUGGGUCCCGGUCAGCGCUGUUCUUGACACAUUCGAAAACCCAUCGGCGAGCUCCUUGUGCGGCAAGUCUGUCUACGUUGCAGCUGGAAUCUCCAUCUCUGGUGAUGGCGGCGGUGCCACCUGUUUCAACCAAGGACCGAGGAUCAGCGACACUGGUAACUGGUUCAUGUACUAUGCACUGAAACUUGAGUGCGAGGAGGAUGUUUGCCAGCGCAAAUGCUGCUGCGCAUCUGGCCCGCUGCGCAGAAGAAGCCAUGUGUAG
Molecule: messenger RNA, 765 nt
Organism: Ilyonectria robusta
Lineage: Eukaryota; Fungi; Ascomycota; Sordariomycetes; Hypocreales; Nectriaceae
Exons: 1
Coding region: 1-765 (254 amino acids)
Source: RefSeq, a predicted model, not a curated record